AUGGCACUUGUCGAAAUCUCUGCUGGAUACCCACCUGUGAAAGAAAAUAAACCAUUUGUAGAACCCCCCACAGUGGUGAUUACUCCUUCCGAUCCAUGGCCGCGACCUUAUUAUUUAGAUCAUGGUUUACGUAGAGUCGCACCGUACCAUUAUACCUACAAUACAUCCUGCAAACAAAGAUGGAGGGGAAGAGAAAUACUGGAUAUAUUUUCAAGCGAAUUUCGAGAUAGACCUUUGGAAUACUACAAAGAUGCCAUGGAACGCGGAGCUAUUGUUGUGAAUGGCAAACCCGUCGAUUCGACUUCGCAAAUCAUAAAGAAUGGAGAUGUUAUAUCACAUACCCUGCAUCGACAUGAACCUCCCGUUACAGCUCUGCCAAUAUCAAUCGUACAUGAAGAUGAAGACAUGAUUGUCAUAAACAAACCUUCAGGCGUUCCGGUCCACCCUGCUGGUCGGUACAAUUACAAUUCCGUAAUCGAAAUUAUGCGAGCUGAGCGUGGCCAUGGCUGGAACCCAUUACCGUGCAAUAGAUUGGAUAGACUAACCAGUGGCAUUAUGUUCAUUGGAAAGCACGCCAAGGCAGCAGAAGCACUAAGUUUACAAAUAGCAGGGCGCACUGUUAGAAAGGAAUAUAUAGCACGAGUAAAAGGGAAAUUCCCUGAUGGAGAAGUGGUUUGCGAUAUGCCAAUCCUGCAGAUAUCGCCAAAGUUGGGGUUGAACCGUGUCAGGGCAAAUGGUAAAGCUGCCCGCACGGUCUUCAAGCGCCUAGCAUAUUAUCCGCCAGAAACCCUUCUAGAACAGGUCGGGGACAAUCCCGAGCUAGAUAAGUCGAGCUCGUCGAUGAGUAAGGAGGGUUACUCGAUCGUUAGAUGCCUUCCAGUCACCGGACGUACACAUCAACUUAGGGUUCAUUUACAGUUUCUAGGUCAUCCUAUUGGUAACGAUCCUAUAUAUUGCAAUCAACGUGUAUGGGGGAUGAGGCUUGGAGCAAAUGAUCCUGAUGCAACUCAAGAUACGGAUGAAGAUAUCAUAACUCGUCUAUCGAAGAUGGGCAAGUCCGAGGUUGCUGAUGCUGUAGCCUACCAUGACGAGAUGGUAGACGAAUACAACAAGAAGAAAGCCGAGAAGAUGUCUGGAGAGCUAUGUGAAGUAUGCCAAACCCCAUUAUAUACCGAUCCUGGCGAACAGGAAUUAUCUCUGUGGCUUCACAGUCUUCGCUAUGAAGAUGCUGGAGGAUCUUGGAGUUAUGUAAGCCCUCUCCCACCCUGGGCUUUACCUCCUGACGGCGUGAAUGGACCAACAGAAGUUGGAGGUAUGGAAGAAUUGGUCAAGGCGGUGAAAGAAGACAACCCUGAAAUCGUAUGA
Messenger RNA from Sclerotinia borealis F-4128, 1365 nucleotides. NCBI's taxonomy places the organism in Eukaryota, Fungi, Ascomycota, Leotiomycetes, Helotiales, Sclerotiniaceae. The record is from the annotation of a GenBank genome assembly.